AUGGCUACCAACUACACUACCUUCAACCAGGCCACAGACCUCCCCACAUGGUCCAAGCUCGAGGAACUGCACGCCAAAAAGGGCAAGAGCCUUUCUGUAAAGGAAGAGUUUGCCAGCAAUCCCAAGCGCUUUGAAGAGUUUACCCGUACUCUGACCAAUUACGACGGUAGCAAGGUUCUUUUUGACUUUAGUAAAAACAUUGUGGACGAAGAGAUUUUGGCCACUCUUUUACAGCUCGCCAAGGAUGCAAAGAUUGAGGAGCUGCGCCAGGCUCUGUUUGCCGGUGACCACAUCAACUUUACCGAAAACCGUGCUGUGUACCACAUGGCGCUACGUAACACUCAGGGCCGACCCAUGAAGGUCAAUGGCGUCGACACUACCAAGGAGGUCCACAGCGUACUUGCACACAUGAAGGAGUUUUCUGACUCUGUGCGCUCCGGUGAGUGGACAGGUUACUCAGGCAAGAAGAUCACUGAUAUUGUCAACAUUGGCAUUGGUGGCUCUGAUCUGGGGCCUGUUAUGGUCACCGAGGCUCUUAAGGCAUACUCUCAACGCGAUCUGCAUGUCCACUUUGUUUCCAACAUUGAUGGUACCCACACUGCUGAAACCUUACGCGGACUCAAUCCUGAGACUACAUUAUUCCUUGUGGCCUCCAAGACUUUUACGACUGCCGAGACGGUGACCAAUGCCACCUCAGCCAAGAAUUGGUUUUUGGCGACUGCUAAGGACCCCAAACACAUUGCAAAGCAUUUUGUUGCGCUUUCUACCAAUGCCGAAAAAGUCAAGGAAUUUGGCAUUGACACCAAAAAUAUGUUUGGUUUUGAGGACUGGGUUGGUGGCCGUUACUCUGUGUGGUCUGCCAUUGGCUUAUCUGUUGCCCUGUAUAUUGGCUACGAGAACUUUGAAGCCUUUUUGAAGGGUGGUGAGGCUGUUGAUAAGCACUUUGUCGAGACCAAGUUGGAGGACAAUAUCCCUGUGAUUGGUGGUCUGCUUUCAGUGUGGUACAAUAACUUUUUUGGUGCUCAAACACACUUGGUUGCGCCGUUUGACCAGUACCUGCACCGAUUCCCAGCUUACUUGCAGCAGCUGUCGAUGGAAUCUAAUGGUAAGUCUGUGAACCGAGCCAAUGAGUUUGUCAAGUAUGAGACAGGUACCAUUUUGUUUGGUGAGCCUGCAACAAAUGCUCAACACUCAUUCUUUCAGUUGGUUCACCAGGGCACCAAGCUGAUUCCCGCAGACUUUAUUCUUGCUGCUCAGUCGCAUAAUCCCAUUGAGGGCAACUUGCACCAGCGCAUGUUGGCUUCCAAUUAUUUUGCACAGGCCGAGGCAUUGAUGGUUGGCAAGCCCAAGGCAGUUGUGGAGGCUGAAGGUACUAAGCCUGAGCUUGUGAACCACAAGAUUUUCCAGGGCAACAGACCCACGACAUCGAUUCUUGCACAGAAGAUUACACCUGCAACAUUGGGUGCGCUGAUUGCAUACUACGAGCACGUUACAUUUGUUGAGGGUGCCAUUUGGAACAUCAACUCGUAUGACCAGUGGGGAGUUGAGCUGGGCAAGGUUCUUGCUAAGGUUAUUGGUGAGGAGCUCAAGGAUAAGAAGCCUGUGUCAACACAUGAUGCGUCUACCCAGGGUCUUAUUAACCAAUUUAAAGAAUGGUCUAUUUGA
This is a messenger RNA of Magnusiomyces paraingens, 1665 nucleotides long. RefSeq lists its product as uncharacterized. Lineage: Eukaryota; Fungi; Ascomycota; Dipodascomycetes; Dipodascales; Dipodascaceae. Bases 1 to 1665 code for a protein of 554 amino acids. The record is from RefSeq and is a predicted model, not a curated record. Gene Ontology annotation, molecular function: carbohydrate derivative binding; monosaccharide binding; glucose-6-phosphate isomerase activity. Gene Ontology annotation, biological process: glycolytic process; glucose 6-phosphate metabolic process; gluconeogenesis. Gene Ontology annotation, cellular component: cytosol. The transcript has a single exon.